This is a messenger RNA of Manihot esculenta (cassava), 868 nucleotides long. RefSeq names its product homeobox-leucine zipper protein ATHB-40. Gene Ontology annotation, molecular function: sequence-specific DNA binding; DNA-binding transcription factor activity, RNA polymerase II-specific. Gene Ontology annotation, biological process: positive regulation of DNA-templated transcription. The coding region runs from base 122 to 742 and encodes 206 amino acids. The transcript has 3 exons. Gene Ontology annotation, cellular component: nucleus. The record is from RefSeq and is a predicted model, not a curated record. NCBI's taxonomy places the organism in Eukaryota, Viridiplantae, Streptophyta, Magnoliopsida, Malpighiales, Euphorbiaceae.
AUGUUUCUUCCAACUUGAUCCUUUAACAGAAAACACUACUCAUAUAGAGAGAGAGAGGAGAGGGAAAGGAAAAGAAAGGAAAGAAAAGGAAGGAAGGAAAGAAAGAGUGAGAAAACAAAAGAUGACAACCACCAUCAUGAAUCACAAUAAGGUUGAUCAAGAUCACAUGGCACUCCUCUCUCAAUUGUACUACACACAAAUGGUUCCACAGCAAGGUGAGCCAAAACCACGACGCAGGCGAAAGAAGAACAAAGGAGCAGAAAAUGGAGUCACUGGUGCCAAGAAAAGGAAACUCAGUGCUGAUCAAGUUAAUCUUCUUGAGAUGAAUUUUGGUAACGAACAUAAGCUUGAGUCUGAAAGGAAAGAUAAGCUUGCUUCAGAGCUUGGACUUGAUCCUCGUCAAGUUGCUGUCUGGUUUCAGAACCGUAGGGCUCGCUGGAAGAACAAGAAGCUUGAAGAAGAAUACACUAAGUUGAAGACUGCCCAUGAGACUAAUAUUAUUGAGAAAUGCCGCCUUGAAUCUGAGGUUUUGAAACUUAAAGAAAAACUGUUAGAAGCAGAGAAAGAGAUUCAACGAUUAACAGAAAAGAUUGAUGGAGUUUCAAGUAAUAGUUGUAGUUCGACUCUGUCGAUGAACACACCAUUUCUCGGAGAAUUUGGAAUGGAAGGAAUUGGGGAUAUUUUUUAUAUGUCGGAAACUAAUUACAUUCACGGCAUGGAAUGGUCUAAUCUCUAUGUAUAAUUAGUUUAAUUAAUUUUAAUUAACUAAUUAUGUAGAUAGUAGCUCUGUAAACCAAUCUAAUCUUGUAAAUUUGAAUCUAUCUAGUCACUAGUUAUGCUUAUUGAAAUGUUUAAUUAAUUAAUUAGA